AUGGCUCGUCGGCCGAAACGGUCGGCGCUUAUGCAGGCGUUUACCAUUGUUGCACUCUGUUUAGCGAGUUUAGUUAUUCAAUGUUCUGGCGUAAGCAGUAGCAGCGGCGAGCUCAGUGAUUUGAUCGCGGAGGAAAGUAGAAAUUAUCGUGAGUUACUAAAUAUUCCGAGAUUUGGUGAUCGGUUGUCACCGAGAAAUCGACCUCACGUGGAAGAACCAAAUACCGGUACAGGGAUCGCGAAUGUUGUCGGGUCUUCGCUAGCAGGUGUAAGCAAUACUAGUGGAAGCAAGUUCCGGCGACAACCAGGGCCCGGGAAUUUGUAUCCCGGGGUGAGCUAUCGAAACGCUGGAAGAAUAAGCUCCAUUGCGGCCAAUCACGACGAGUUACACACUCUAGUGAAAACAAAUGAUAUCAAACGAAGUGAUGUGAUGGUGACCAGUGUUACCCAGAACUUGGGAGAUACUAAUAGUGACAGUGACAGUGAGUACUAUGCGGUUUCCGAUGACAUCGAAGACGUCCAACGAUUUUCAGACCAGGACAACGAGGAAAUUGAAGGCGAAGGUGAUGGCGAUAGCGAUCUUGAUGAAGAACAUAAGCAUCUUGAGAAUUUGACUGUGGAGAGUAGAAGUGUCGACAGCAGUUACAACGUUCAGCAUUCGUUACUAGAAAGUAAUAGUGUUAAGGAUAACAGCCUGUCGUUGCUGGUUGGUCAACAAAAUAUAAGCAGUGGUAGUGGUGCAAAUGCGUCGUCGGCGCAAGCACAUCGACUUGAAAUGUCUACAGAAUUUUUCGUAGUGCCAUCGACAGCGUCACCCGCUGCCUCCCGUUCGACAAGUGUACGUCCUGGUGGUGUAAUACUGGCUGCUCGCAAUCCAACGAGUCACCAUAACAGCCACAGCAACACUCAUAAGCUGAAUGUCACACCGCCAACUGUUAUCGCGACUAGUUAUCCGAGUGGCCUGCGGAAAGAACCCUGGGUAGUUCCAGUAUUGGUACUGGCAUCGUUGUCGAUGAUUAUGAUGGCAGCUUUUGAAAUUUUCGUUCUCUGUAAAGCUUGGCGAACAUCUCCUAGUCGCCGUCAUCUUUUCCUUGGCCAAAUGUUGCUCCUUGGCUUGUUUGCUUGCGCGGGACUUGCAGCAGUUUUAACGGUUAAUCCUACAGUGCUGUCGUGUGCAACUAUGCGUUUUGGUGCAGGUGUUGCAUUUGCACUAGUAUUUGCAUCCCUUCUGGUAAAAUGUGUUUUCCUUAUUAGUCUAAAUGGUGGAGUUUAUUUACCAGCUCCCUAUCAAGGUCUACUACUUUUGUUUGCUGUUCUCAUACAAGUAGCAGUGGGAGCUCAAUGGCUUUUAACCGAUCCUCCUAUCGUUGACCAGGUCCCAAUUUCCAAUGGAGGAACUGCCAUAUCUAGCCGGUACUAUCUUCUUCUCACAGCUAAUGACCUGGCUCAAGUAAAUCCCACGAUCCCACUAUGCCACACAUCUUUUUCCGAGCUUCUGUUAUCCCUCAUCUACGUCGUGUUUUUGAUCAUCUUUGUCGCUAUCCUGGCGAUAAAGUCGCGUGGUAUUCGGGACAACUAUCGGGAGGCUACGUACAUUGGCCUGGCCGUCGGUGGCAUUAUUCCGAUAUGGUUGGGUUGGACCCUGUGUGGAUUGGCCGUGGCCGAUCGGCAUCGUGACGCGUGCCUGGCAUUUGGACUUGUGGCAACAGCCUCAACAGUGUUUCUAGUGAUGUUCAUGCCUAAGGGUCGACAGCUGGCGGCCAUGGGAAAGGAAGGUUUGUACGUGGAGGAUCGCGAGGAACGUUUCAGCUCGUUGAGCCGUGCCGGAUCCGGAUAUUCGCCGUCGUUUUUCCACUUCAAACCUAUCAAGUAUGGAGUGAUGGGUGCCUCGCCGACACUGCAAACCAACAAUGGAACCGUGGUUGGGACGACGACAACUUCCAAACAUCAGGCUGUUGCAACGCUGGGUGGAGAUCGCGUUGCACUGGUUACAGCACCCCCGAGCUACACGCCCCGCAUGUAUCAUUACUUUCCAGCACACAUGACACAUCCCUUCUGUUACUAUCCUUCGCCGGCACCGCAGCAGGCACGGUAUCCAGGUCUAUUCAUGCGUCCGGACGAAGCCAACCUCUACACCACACUGGAACAAACGAUGAGCAGUAAUCCGAACGUGUACUUCCAGCGAGGCGGUGGCGUCCAUCCGGGAAUGAUGUAUUAGAUUACGGUGUGCUUGAUUCUUACAAAAAGCAGAAAACACAAAACUAUUAGUGAUUUCGAACUUGCUAGAUCUUGCGCGGAUCUUCAUUUAGAUCAAACUCUGGGCGAAAACCACCUCGCGAACCACUAAAAUCUUUGUAGUAUGCGCCUUUGGUUCUGCAAUGUUAAACAUCAGUAUGAAGCAGAAUAGUAUUUCAAAACGCAGGCACCGCCGCAUGCUUGGAUUUAGUGAAAAUUACCAACUGCAGUAGAAACAGAUUGAAACAAGUGAUUUUAGAUGAUAAGAUCGACUAGGAGACACAUCUCCGCUACAUACUAAAUGAAAUAGUUACUUAAGAAAAAUUAUGGAAUUCUGGAAUCAUCCAAGGCAUUGAUGACUUCUGCUUGCUUAUUACCCCUUCAAACUCCAACAAACGGCAGAGCAAUUUUUCGGGAUUAAAUCUUCGCUUCACUAGAUCUUAAGUUAUCGAGAAAUUGUGAUCUCUCAACAUGGUAUAAUAACGGUUAAUAGAUGAAUUUCACUGUACAGAUACAAAACAUCUGAAAAUAAUUAUCAGCUUGCAAAAUGUCCUCUAGGUAGCCACGUAAUAGCAGUGCGCACUAAUUUAGCUAAUAAUGAGACCUACCAAGAGGCACAUUGACUCCAGUCCUCAUUCGAAAAAAAAGAAAACACUCUUGCACCAGUAGAGGAAAAGUUCAAUUAUGAAACACAUAGCCAGUAGGGGCUCCAAACGUAUCUGAUUUUACAAAAUAUUACUACUUUCUUAAAACGAAAAGUAUAACGCAUCAGCAAGAUACAAUAUGCUAUGCCGAAAAAGCAGUAAAUAUGAACUAAUGUAUUCAUUACUAUCCCUUGAAAUGUAAUUUAGGUUUAUUAAUGUCAGUACUUCUAAUUAAAAAAAAUGAUUUCGGUACUUAUUUUCUCAACACGUGCAAAAGAUGCGUGUAUGCGACAGCAGUGAUUUUAAUGUUCACCAACAUGGUAAACUUGUUCAUAGACUCAAAAAUACUUUAUCUAUUACAUAGUUUAAGAUUUAAUUUAGCUUAAAUAACACAAAGGAUUUAAAUAGAGGACAAUGUUAAAAAAAACUCUACAAAUACUCUCUGUGAAUGAAUUUACUACUUUUUAAUCAUACUUUGAGACUGUAUGAAGAAGACUACAACUGAGGUUCACCUGUACCCUAUGCCAUGGGACGAUUUAUGGCCAACGCUAAUAAAACGCCAAGUCAGGUCGAUUUCGUGAUUAGGGAUUCCGUUCUUUACAAGUUUUCUUCGAAUAAACUAUAAACUAAUUGAGUUACGAGAACAUAGCAAUAAUGACAUUGUAUUCGAUAGUGAACAAAUACACCGAUACAAAAACAGUAAAUUUUAAGCGUGAAUGUUGUUGUAAAUACUAGUGCUAACGAGCUUAGUCGAGAAACAGUUUGGAAAUACUAUAAGAUGAGACAUGAAUAAUAUAUAAAGCGUU
Malaya genurostris is the source of this 3684-nucleotide messenger RNA. RefSeq lists its product as uncharacterized. Lineage: Eukaryota; Metazoa; Arthropoda; Insecta; Diptera; Culicidae. Gene Ontology annotation, cellular component: membrane. The record is from RefSeq and is a predicted model, not a curated record. Bases 1 to 2217 code for a protein of 738 amino acids. Gene Ontology annotation, molecular function: group II metabotropic glutamate receptor activity. The transcript has 4 exons. Gene Ontology annotation, biological process: G protein-coupled glutamate receptor signaling pathway; regulation of synaptic transmission, glutamatergic.